AUGUUGGAGAAGUUCUUCCAAAGGAAAGAGCUUGGAGAAGUGGAGCCUCCUUCUGAAGGGGUUCAAGCAGGGAUUUCUGUUUCAGUAGAUGUCCCUAGUACUGAGCUGAAGGCUGAAGCAUGCUAUGUCUUUGAAGCUUUAGAUGUAGAACAGCAGAAAGAGAUGUCAAUCUUAUCAAUUUCAUCUUCUUCUUCAUCAUCUGCAGUUGGGUUUUGUAAUUCCCACAAACACACUCCUCCUAAUGUAUCUUCCUCUUUAAUAUGUCCCUCAUUUCUCUCCCCACUGCCACUUUCCUACCCAACAAACCACAGGCACAAGAAGAAGAGGGCCAUUGAAGUCAUGUCCACCAAGCUCACAGUCCUGGGCUUCAGAGUUAGGACUCAGAGACUUUUCUUUGAUGGGUUAUUUAAGGAGGGAACCUCCAUUGCCAAGGGCUUCCAAGCAAAGAGUAGAGUUCCUCUCUGUUUCCGGGCUCAAUCUAUUUUAUCCACUGCAUCGCGUUCAACAUCAACAGGAACAACUACAGUUCUUGAUGUGGAGAAGCUGAGAUUACCUUCUUUAGAAGUUAAUUCCGAUUCUUUGGCUGCAAAUAGACCAUGGACAUAUACAGGGGCAACUGGUACUCCCACUGAGGCAAACUUUGGAGCAACUUUAGCCACAGAAAAUCUUCUUACAAGUGAAGAGGCUGUAAUAGCAGCUGCUGCGGCUGAAGCUGUUACUCUUGCAAAAGCGGCUCUCAAGGUUGCAAAGGAUGUGGCAUUGCUGCAUAUGGAAACCAAACAACCUUCUAGAUUAGGAGCUUCCAUGGGAUCUGAAACUGCACUGGUGGAAAAUCAUUUCAUUCAGCUUGCCAUAAAAGAGUCAGAAGAUGUGGAGUCAACAAAUCAAGAAUUUGAACUUCUGCAGGAGCAACUUUCCGAGGGUAUAACUGCAAGAUCGAGUCGUCAAAUAGAAAGGAAGGCCAGAAGAGCCAAAGCAGCAGAGAAGGCUGCUGCAAGUGUUGUGUCGGUGAAGUCUGGUUCAACCAGCAGAAAAAAGCGUGCCUCUUUACAAGAUGUAGACCAUUCUGAUCCGUUGCGAUACCUGAGAGCAACUACCCACACUUCUAGGCUUCUUACUGCAAAUGAAGAAAUUGAGCUUUCAGAAGGAAUACAGGAACUAUUGAAACUGGAAAAGCUCCAGGAGGAGCUUGUACAAAGAUGUGGUGGUCAGCCCACAAUUGCCCAGUGGGCAGCAGCAGCAGGAGUUGAUCAGAAGACAUUGAGGAAGCGCAUAAACUAUGGUAUUCUGUGCAAAGACAAAAUGAUCAAGAGCAACAUAAGGCUUGUUAUAUCAAUUGCAAAAAAUUAUCAGGGAGCUGGGAUGAAUCUACAAGAUCUUGUUCAGCAAGGAUGUCGAGGCCUUGUAAGAGGUGCAGAGAAAUUUGAUGCUUCGAAGGGUUUUAAGUUCUCAACCUACGCCCACUGGUGGAUUAAACAGGCUGUUCGAAAGUCUCUUUCUGAUCAGUCCAGAACAAUUCGCUUACCUUUUCACAUGGUGGAGGCAACUUAUAGAGUUAGAGAGGCUAAAAAGCAAUUGUAUAGUGUAAAUGGAAGACAUCCUAAUGAUGAAGAAGUUGCAGAGGCCACAGGGCUGUCAAUGAAGAGGCUUGCUGCUGUAUUACUGACUCCAAAAGCCCCUAGAUCUCUGGAGCAGAAAAUUGGCAUCAACCAGAAUCUUAAACCUUCGGAAGUAAUCGCAGAUCCCGAAGCAGAAACAGCAGAAGAUAUGCUGAUGAAAAAAUUCAUGAAACAGGACUUGGAGAAGGUACUAGAUAGUCUCAAUGCAAGAGAGAAACAGGUUGUCAGAUGGAGGUUUGGAUUGGAGGAUGGAAGAAUGAAGACAUUGCAAGAGAUAGGGGAGCUGAUGGGAGUUAGUAGAGAGAGAAUUAGACAAAUAGAGUCAUGUGCUUUCCGUAAGCUGAAGAACAAGAAAAGAACUAAACAUUUGCAGCAGUAUGUGGUUUCAUAG
Molecule: messenger RNA, 2010 nt
Organism: Prunus armeniaca (apricot)
Lineage: Eukaryota; Viridiplantae; Streptophyta; Magnoliopsida; Rosales; Rosaceae
Source: the annotation of a GenBank genome assembly